UACGCCAUUGAGCUCGAUAAAAAACCAGAUUUUGGGAGAUAUAAUUGAUAAUGAGGUCAUUUUUCUAAUGUUCUUUUUGGCCUCUCUACCCCUCUUCAGUCUUCACAAGACUAAAAAGACCAUAUUAUCAACCCUUUUAUUGGUCUCUCCAAAAGUCAGUACACGUCCAUACCACCUUAACUGAUUUUCUGAUAGCUUCUCUUUGACGGGUGCUGCCCCAAUAUCUCCUCUUAUAUGAUCAUUGCGCAUCUUGUCCUUUCCAGUGUGUCUUAACCUUUGCAUUUCUGUUAAGAUGGAUGAGUCAUGAGUGGACACACUAGAAAGGAUGAACUCUCCCCAAAGCUAAAACUAAAGCUAAUCUUACUCUGAAAAGUUCACACCUCUUACAUAAAUACACCAAUAGUAGAAGUGAAACUUGCCAAGAAUCUGAACAACACACACACAAGAGUUGUAAGGAGAAAACAGAAGAAGUAAAACUUCGGAGAGGCUGUUGAUUCGAAUCAAAGGGGUGUUACCAAUGGCUUCAACGAUUCCCUUCUUCUUCUUUUGAGGUUUCUUCUUGGAGAUGAAAUAGGCCACCACCAACGACACGACCAAGAUUGCACCAACAGCGCCUGCGCUUCUCGCAUUUUUGGACAAGAUGGUGGGUUUUGCUGUGCAAAGGGCCCAUGGAUUUUAAUGGCCCAAGUCCAUAUUUCAGCUUCUAAAACCCCAAAUUCCCAACAGAAGAAGAAACCCUCAUUCCACCCAAUCUCCUUCCUUCCUAUAGCUGCUGCCCCAUCCACCUCCGACCACCGCUCCGCCCAUUCCCCGGUUACCUGCCGCCGUGCGACCACCAAGCUCUAAGUGCAAAAGAAUUUGACUUUUGCCGCAGUGUAAAUUUUGCAGUUUCUGGAUUCAGACAAAUAAAACUAAAUAUGGCACCGUUUUGAUGUUUUUUCGGGAGGACUUGUGCAAUGGAAUACUCUUCCGCUGAAAUGGUUUGUAUUCUAAAAGUAAAUACCAAGUGUGAGGGAUGUAAAGUGAAAGUGAUGCAGAUUUUGCAGAGUGUUCAUGGGGUCUACAACAUCACCCUUGAUGGGGAUCAAGAUACAGUGAAAGUUACUGGCAGAGUGAACCCAAAUACAUUGUUGAGUGUGCUUGAGAGACAUGGGAAACAUGCAGAGAUCAAGUAUAUCAAGUUUAAUGGUGAGGCUAUGGACAUGGGUUCUUAUUAUAAUUAUGGAGAUUAUGGAUAUGCUCCUCCUUAUGGUAUGGAAUUUUCACCAUAUCCCUCAUUGCCAUAUCCUCAACACCAGUUUUAUCCACCUCCAAUGGCGCCACCACCACCACCACCACCAGCACCAGCACCACCCGCACCACCACCAUAUUGGGCAGCACCACCACCUCGUCCUUAUGGACCUCCUCUUUUUACAUCUACCUUGCCGCCGCGGCCACCUAAACCUGCUCCCCCAAAGAAUGUGGUAAAGGAAAAGAGCCAUUGUGCAAUGAUGUAGGAAUUAUUAUUGCAAUUAUUUGUUUUUCUUGAAUUAUUUGAUUCAUUUUGAACUCGCAUAAGGAAAUAAUAAUACGCAUAAUUAUUGCGGAACAA
Molecule: messenger RNA, 1591 nt
Organism: Lotus japonicus
Lineage: Eukaryota; Viridiplantae; Streptophyta; Magnoliopsida; Fabales; Fabaceae
Product: heavy metal-associated isoprenylated plant protein 25-like
Exons: 4
Coding region: 957-1496 (179 amino acids)
Molecular function (GO): metal ion binding
Source: RefSeq, a predicted model, not a curated record